Molecule: messenger RNA, 5804 nt
Organism: Oncorhynchus mykiss (rainbow trout)
Lineage: Eukaryota; Metazoa; Chordata; Actinopteri; Salmoniformes; Salmonidae
Product: cingulin-like protein 1
Biological process (GO): protein localization to cell-cell junction
Cellular component (GO): myosin complex; bicellular tight junction
Source: RefSeq, a predicted model, not a curated record
UUGCAGAGCUUCAGGCGUCUUUAAACUGAACUGACUCAGUAAACAUGACCUGCAACAAAUAGAUUUUGAACAAUUCCGUGGAGCAUGUCACUUAAACUUUUGGCCAUUAUUGAACAACUAAUACGCGAUUAUUGUUCGUAAAGCCCAGCUGAGGUGGGCCUGAUCCAGCAAGAGGGAUUUGUUCUCUUGCUGCAUUCCUGAUGGAGUCGUACAGAGUCAAUCAACCGGCCCGCUCUUCCAGGCCUCACAAUGGAGCUGGCUCCUAUGGCCUCAGCAUUAGGGUCCAGGGGAUUGAUGGACACCCCUACGUGGUGCUGAACAACCAGGACUGUGGGUCCAACUCCUAUACAGAUCCUAAUAGUAACGGCUACAAUGACACACAGGGCUCCUUUAUUGACAACUACCAUGAGUAUGACUUCAAAGGAAGCAGAGAGGCUGUUUCUGACAGCCCCUUUGUUGAGUACAGGUCCCAGAAACAGAUGCAGUUUGGGGGCUCUCACAAUGGAGUCACAGAGCAGGGGAAGAAGCCAGCAUCCACCCUGCUGAACUUCCAGAGACACCCAGAGAUCCUCAAGCCUUAUGACCCAGAGAACAACACCUUGAACCUGGACUGUAACCACAGCCUGCCUCCCCGGCCGAUGUCCCUGGCGGAGACUGGGAGCACCUACCAGGGCUCUUCUCCCAGAUCCACCUCCCCAGUAGUCGCCCAUGCCGGGUCAUCCAGCCUGGAUCAUAGGAGGAGUCCUGCCCUGCAGGAGAGAACACAGCCCCAGCCCCAGCCCCAGCCCCAGACCCAGCCCCAGCCCAAGCCCCAGCCCCAGCCAGCCCCCUCUAAGCCUCAAACCAAACGAGUCCAGUCUCAAUCCAAGCCUCAAGCCCAGCUGGCUCAGCCACAGUCUAAGCCUCAGACCCAGGUGGCCCAGCCCCAGUCCAAACUCAAGCACCUGUCCAAACCCCAACCCCAGUCUCUGCCACAAUCCAAACCCCAGUCUCCUCCCCAGUCUCAGUCUCCACCCCAGUCCCAGCUGCCCCAACGCGUCCCCAUACCCCAGCCCUAUGCUGUGUCCAGACCUCCCAGUGAGCAGACCAAGGCUUCCUGCCGGUCCGCCAGCUCCAUUAGCAGUGCCAACUCUAGUCUGGAGCGCAGCCGCCAUGAGCCAGACAUCCUCCCCCUGCGCAGAGUUGACUCUAGCGGCCCCGUGCUGCAGUCCUCGUCCCGCUCCCGCCACUCCUCUACCUCCUCUACCGACCAGUUGGAGGCGCUGUACGCAGAUACCAUCAACCGCCACCAGAACCGACGCUACAUCCCCUUCCAACCCGGCACGGGCCGAGACAUCGACACAGGCUCCAUCCCCGGCGUGGACGAGCUCAUCGAUAAGUUUGAUGGUAAGGAUGGUGGUCACCAGCGACGGGGCAGGGCGGGCCGCAGGAACAGGAUCAAUCCAGAGGACAGGAAGCGCUCUAGGAGUGUGGACAGCGCCCUCCCCUUUAGCCUCCGGGGAGAGUCGGAAUACAUGGAUGAGUUUAGCAAGAACCAGGGGAGGUCCACGGAGCACGUCCUCCGCCCCUCACAGCUGCAUCUGCAGAAGGUGUCUGGGAGUAAAGACUCCUGGGUGACAGCGGUGGAGGGGAAGCCAAGUGCCAAAGCUUCGGCCUGUGGUAGCAGUGCUCCAGGCUCCCCUCAGAGCAUGACCUCUAAAGCAGCAGGCUCCAUCCAGGGGUAUAAGGUGGUGCUAAAUCGCUCCUCUACGUUACCCCUGGACAGUACAGAUGCUGAGGAUGGUCAGUCUUCACCAAACACAAAGAUUUUAACAAGUGUGGCUACAACCUCACUAUCCAAGCCUUCCUCUAACUUUGUCAAGAAGCCUAAUGCAGAGAUGGAUGUGCAGGUGACACCUGAUCUUUUGAAAGGUCAGCAGGAGCUUUCACAACAAACACAUGAAGAGACGGCAAAACAGAUUUUGUUUAAUUACCUCAAGGAUGGGAGCACUGAUAAUGAGGACACCACUAAGAGGAAGGUCAACCUGGUGUUUGAGAAGAUACAGACAUUAAAGUCGCGGGCAGCGGGGAGCGACAACAAAUCUCCUGACAUGGCUACCCAAGCCAAAGCCCUACAGGAACAGAGGGUAGCACUAGAGAAGGAAGUUGUUGAACUGAAAAAGCAGCUGGAGGAGCAAACCAAGAAGCAGAUGGGUCUGACUGAGGCCCAUGAAAAGGCCGGAGCGGGGGUGAAGGUCCUGCAGACGGAGCUGGAGAGGAGCCAGGAGGAAUGCUCCCGACUGAGGGACAAACUGGCCAAAACAGAGGCUGAGCUCCGCACCACAUUGGAGGAGCUGUUCCAGGUGAAGAUGGAGAGGGAGCAGUACCAGACGGAGAUCAGGGACCUGCAGGACCAGCUGUCAGAGAUGCACGACGAGCUGGAUGGCGCCAAGACGGUCGUGACCGACGGAGAGAAGGAUGCCAUGAUGGAGGAGCUGAUGCAAAUUAAGCUGGACUUACAGGAGGUGCUGCUGGCCAAGGAGGAGCAGGAGGAGGUGCUGAGGAGGAGGGAGAGGGAGCUGACUGCCCUGAAGGGAGCACUGAAGGAGGAGGUGGCCACACACGACCAGGAGGUGGAUAAACUGAGGGAGCAGUAUGAGAAGGAGAUCCGCAAGCUGCAGGCGUCUGUGGAGAAGGCCAAACAGAGCAGUGCUGCAGUGGGCAAGGAGAAGGCUGAAGUGGAGGCAGCCAAGGGGGCAGUGGAGGGCCAGGCGGGACGUCUUAGCCAGGAGGCCGAGAAGCUGAGAAAGCGGGCACAGGAGCUGGAGAACGAAGUGGCCAAACUCAACCGUAUCGUUGAUGAUGCCAAGCUACAGGAGAGCAAGCUGGGGGACAGAGUCGGCCGGCUUGAGAUAGAGAAGAGGCAGCUGGAAGAGUCUUUGGAAGAAAUCAAGGAGCAGGAGGAGGAGAUGUCACGUGCCAACCGUGCUCUGACCACGCGGUUAGAGGAUGUACAGAGGAACUUGACCAAGCUGAACCAUGACCACAGAGAGCUGGAGGAGAGGCUGAAGGAGGAGAGGAGUCAAAAAGAACAGUUCAAGAACACUAAGAAUGAGAUAGAGGACGAGAGGAGUCUGCUGGACCGCACAGUGGAGAAACUACAGAGGGAGAUGAGUGAGAUCGUGGAGGCCUCUCAGUCGUCCACCCAGGAGCUGCAGGAGCAGAUAGACGUGUACAAGGAGAAGAACCGUCGGGAGCUGGCUGAGCUUCAGAGGCAGCUGAGGGAACGGGGUGUGGAGCUGGACAAGUCUCGUCUGGCUUCUAAGUCCCUACAGGAGGAGCUGAGCCAUGUGGAGGAAGACCUGAGGCAGUGUAAGAGGGAGAGGGAUGAUUCGGUGCUCAAGGAGAAGGCCCUGGAGCAGAAAGUCUAUGACCUGGAGGUGGAGGCAGAGACCAAAGCCCACUCCAAGGAUGACAAAAUCCGACAGGUCAAACUCAUGGAGGACAGGAUCAAUCAGCUGGAGCUGGAUCUGGAUGAAGAAAAGCAAAGUGGAGACCUGCUGAUUGUCAGGAUAGACCGAGGCAGAGAACAGGUGGAGCAGAUGAGGAAUGAACUCCUGCAGGAGAGGGCAGGCAGACAGGACCUGGAAUGUGACAAGAUGACUCUGGAGAGACAGAACAAGGACCUGAAGAGUAGAAUAGCCCAUCAGGAGGGCUCCCAGAAGUCUAACAAGGAGGGCCUGGUGAGCCAGCUGGAGAGCCGGAUCCAGGAGCUGGAGGAGAGGCUGGAGGGAGAGGAGCGGGACCGUGCCAACCUGCAGCUGGUGAACCGGAGGCUGGAGAGAAAGGUGAAGGAGAUGAUGAUGCAAGUUGAUGAAGAGCACCACUCACUGCAGGAUCAGAAGGACCAGCUGAACCUGCGUCUGAAGGCCCUGAAGAGGCAGAUGGACGAGGCGGAGGAGGAGAUUGACCGGCUGGAACACGGCAAGAAGAAGCUGCAGAGAGACCUGGAUGAACAGCAGGAGGCCAACGAGCAGCUCCAGAGCCAGCUCAAAUCCCUGCGCAGCGAAAUGAGGCGUAAGACCAACUCUGCUCCACUGGACGACGAUGAUGAUGAGGAUGACAUCAGCACGGACGGAGAGACCUACUUCCGCUCUUCAUCUGGCUAUAAACGCUCCUCUAGCCAAGACAACAUCCUGUCAACAUUCUCUUUGUGAACCAACACAAUGAAGAGAAUGUUACUAAAACUACAGAAGGACCAAGUGGAGUGACUCCUAUUCAGAGAGACCACUUUCAGGUCACGACGUGCUUUUGGAAAACCGGUCAAAUAGCAUAGGGAUGUGUGUUUGCUUUUCCUUUUACAGUACAUAGAUUGAGAGGGAAUGGCUGGAUAAUAGUUAUUGAUUAAUUGCAAUGUCUUGUAAAUUAUUGAUUAUAAUUUAGCAAUAGUUUAAUUAUCAGCACAAUUUCUAAGUUUGUAGAUAAUCAUUGCAUGUGUCUUCUUACAUCUCAUGAAUGAUCCAGCAAAGAGAUGUAAAGGGAAUCCAAUAAUUCACCUUGUAAUGCAAUCUAAAGGACAGCAUUCUGUAACCUCUUAUGCCUUAUUGAAAUGUAUCAAUGUAUUAAUCCCACACUAGAUUUUAUAUCUUUAAUCAAAUAUGUUAAGCCGCUUAUCAAGUCUGAUAGCAACAAAUUUCAUUUGAAACAUUCAUUUUUGUAUUGUGCAUUAGAAUAUCAAUUCAAUUUUGUAAUGAAGUCAGGCAGAGUGUAAGGCCUUAAAUUGAUUUGAGUGAAAUAUUAGCUAUUUAUUUACUUUUGAAUAUAUGAAGAAAUGGCUGAAUGAAGGGCAAUAUGUUUUUAGGGAAAUUUGUAUGAGGGAUUCUUCUUUAUACAGAUGCUUUUUUUGUAUAUUUUUUUUACCUGAAUAAGGAAUAGUAAUCCAUCCAUAAUGUUAGCGUGGUCUACAGAACACAUCUCUGUUUUAUCACUUCUGUUUUCAGGUUUAUGACUCCUGACUUAUUGCAGUAUUCAACCCUGCCUUUAUUAAAAUUAGAUACAGUAGAACUUUUAUAAAGACUGGUUAGAUCACCGUUCUCAAAUCAAGGUUCUACUGUGUAUUUUUAGUUGGGCUUUUCCACUAACUACUGGGACUGCGCUGUUACUCCUGAGAUUAUUGUUUAAAUCGUCAAUAAUCAAUUUUUUUGUAUUAUAGUAACAAACACAUUCCUUACUUUUGUUUAAAAUGAUUCAUCUCUGUAUUUCAUAGAAAUAUGACUUUUACCAGAAACAUGUUACAAUGUGAGAAGAAGCUAUUUAUGUUUAUGGUAUAUCCUCCAAGAACUAAACAGUGUUAAUAUUGGACAUACGAGUCAAUCUAAUGUAAAAUUAACAUUUAUCUUUGUGUUGCCUACCUUUGUAUUUGCUAUGUGCACCUGUGGGAGCAUAUUAAUAUGCUAUAUGACCAUACAGUCAGUACCUGUUAUAAGCAUCUGUUGUGCCUAUCUAAUUAUCUGUUGGAGGGGACUGUCCUCUGUUAUGCAAGUUUAUAUGAUGAGGGACUUUCUACAGGUGAGCUGUAUUGACAAUCGAUCUGUUUAGCUACACUGUGAUGAUUUGCACUGUCCGAGGGAUUAUUUCUGAAGGUGUCCAAGGCUGUUGCCAUGUGGAAUGAAGAAGAGGCCUUUGGCUGUGUGCCUCCUCCAGGCGUUUUGGAGUGGGGGGGUUGGGAAGAAAUACUGCCGCUACCUCUCUGUAUGUACACAUCUGUACUUUGCUGAGACAAAAACCCUGCUAAAAUGAAAUAAAGUUAUCCUUAGUUAAUCUCA